CUCACUUCACAAAACGACACACUAUACCAACUUAUCUUCUCAGCGAUAGCUCUCCACCUUUAAAUCGCAACCGUACCAUCUUCAAGCUAUCUCCGAGGACUACAUAACUUUUGAAGGCCGUGUGUAACAUUACCCACUAACAAUGGCGGCCUGCACAGCUACAGCUUCAUCUGCUGUUCUUCUGCCUUCCAAUCCCAAUUUAAAGGCUUACAUUUCCCCCAAAUCCAUUUCCAUCCCCUCUUCAUUCUCAGGACACCGCAAUCCACUCGUUUCCCAUGCCCCUGCCUCCCUCUCCUCUCGCCCUUCUCACUACACACGACGGAGUUUCGCUGUUCGCGCCAGUGAACUGCCACUUGUUGGAAAUCAAUCUCCAGACUUCGAGGCAGAGGCUGUUUUUGACCAGGAAUUUAUCAAGGUUAAACUGUCUGAUUAUAUAGGGAAGAAAUAUGUUAUUCUCUUUUUCUACCCACUGGACUUCACAUUUGUUUGUCCCACUGAAAUCACUGCGUUCAGUGACCGUCAUGAAGAAUUUCAGAAAUUGAACACGGAAAUAUUGGGUGUCUCGAUAGACAGUGUGUUUUCCCACCUCGCAUGGGUCCAAACAGACAGAAAGUCUGGGGGUUUGGGCGAUUUGAAGUAUCCAUUAGUUUCUGAUGUGACCAAAUCAAUUUCUAAGUUAUAUAAUGUGCUGAUCCCAGAUCAGGGAGUUGCACUAAGAGGACUUUUCAUCAUUGACAAGGAAGGAGUUAUACAACACUCCACCAUCAACAAUCUUGCCAUUGGCAGAAGUGUCGACGAAACAUUGAGAACACUCCAGGCAUUGCAAUAUGUUCAGGAGAACCCUGAUGAAGUAUGCCCGGCCGGAUGGAAACCUGGGGAGAAGUCUAUGAAACCAGACCCCAAACUCAGCAAGGAAUACUUUGCUGCAAUAUAAGCUGAAUUGGACCCGUGAGCACUGUGUUAUUUGCCAUUAGGUUGUAGAAGGUUUUGUGUAGCGAAAUUUGUGUUGUCUAUGUUGAGUGACCAUUUUAAUUUCGACAUAUGAAAUGUUUAAUAAAUGCCGAUACCUGGCGAUAUUCUUGCUCUGAUUUCUUGUUCUUACUCUUUUAGUUGCAACUAGAUAAUGUUUCACGAACAUCAUCAAAAGGCAAAAAGCAAUCCAUUUUCUUAAUUCAGAAU
Molecule: messenger RNA, 1179 nt
Organism: Olea europaea var. sylvestris
Lineage: Eukaryota; Viridiplantae; Streptophyta; Magnoliopsida; Lamiales; Oleaceae
Product: 2-Cys peroxiredoxin BAS1, chloroplastic
Exons: 7
Coding region: 143-934 (263 amino acids)
Biological process (GO): response to oxidative stress; cellular response to stress; hydrogen peroxide catabolic process
Molecular function (GO): thioredoxin peroxidase activity
Source: RefSeq, a predicted model, not a curated record